GCGCGCCCCGCCCCCGCCCGCCGGCCCAGCGCGCUCCCGAUCCCGAGCUCGGGAUCCCACUCCGCCCGGGUGCAUCCGUCUGGGAUCUCGCGGCGCCGCCGGAGGACGCGUCAUCACCCCGCGACCUCGGAGAUGCUGCGUGACGUCACCAGCGCGCCGCCCUCCUCCCACCCUGUCGCGAGCCGGUAGCAGAGAGCCUAGGUGCGUGUAGUUGGGCCCGGCGGAACCAUGUGUCAAGUGGGCGAGGACUACGGGGGGCCCGGGCCGGCCGAGCUGCAGCCGAAGCUGCCCUGGCGCGGCUGUGAGCAGAAAUGCAUGAAGUGCAAGGAAGGUUUGCCUGUCUUGAUCAUCCGUGCCGGAGAUGCUUUCUGCAAAGACUGUUUCAAGGCGUAUUAUAUUCAUAAGUUCCGAGCAAUGCUAGGAAAGAAUCGACUCAUCUUCCCAGGAGAAAAGGUCCUUCUUGCGUGGUCUGGCGGUCCCUCAUCCAGCUCAAUGAUCUGGCAAGUCCAAGAGGGUUUGAGUCGAGAGUCUGCGAAAAGGCUGCGCUUUGUGCCGGGCGUUAUCUAUGUCGACGAGGGAGCAGUUUGUGGGCAGAGCCUGGAGGAGAGAGCAAAGACCGUGGCAGAGAUGAAGUUGAUCUUGCAGACGGUCGGCUUCCCAUAUCACAUUGUCUCCUUAGAAGAGGUUUUUAACUUACCUGCGUCAGUCCUGCAGCCCGUUUCCCAGGGCCCCCAAGGGCCGGAGAAUACCUACAAGGAAGCCGUGGAUGGCUUUAUCCAGCAACAGCAGAGACUGCCAGAGGAAGGGGGCCAGGAAGCUGCCCUGAGCGAUGAGCUGAGACGGCUUAGCACCCGGGACCCUGUGGGACCAGAGGAGGCCGCCGGCGACAGCCUCCCUAGACCGGCCCAGAGCACGGCUUUAACGACUCUCUUCAGCUCCGUGAAGACUCUGACUGCCAAAGAGGAGCUUCUGCAGACCCUCCGGGCCCACCUGAUCCUGCACACAGCUCGGCUGCACGGCUACUCCAAGGUGAUGCUGGGGGACAGCUGUACCCGCCUGGCCAUCAAACUCAUGACCAAUUUGGCGCUGGGGAGAGGGGCUUUCCUCGCCUGGGACACAGGCUUCUCGGACGACCGGCACGGGGACGUGGUCCUGCUCCGGCCCAUGCGAGACUACACCUUGAAGGAGAUUGCCUUCUACAACCGGAUGUUUGGCGUGCCCUCGGUCUUCACCCCAGCCAUUGACACCAAGGCCCCAGAAAAGGCAAGUAUCCACCGGCUGAUGGAGAGCUUCAUCCUCCGAUUGCAGGCCCAGUUCCCUUCCACCAUCAGCACUGUGUACAGGACCAGUGAGAAGCUGGUAAAGGCUCCCCGGAACGGGGGUGCCGCUGGCCCCGUGCCCACUCGGUGCCUUCUCUGCAUGUGUACUCUGGACAUCGACAGUGCAGACAGCGCCACUGCAUUCGGAGCCCAGACCCUGGAGCAUCUCUCCCAGAAACCCACCCCGCCCCCAGGGGCCCCUGGGAGGCCUUGCUGCACCAGGGGGACUGAGCUGCCGCGUGCCUGUUGCCGGGGCCCACAGCCCGCGUCCCAGAGGGAGGAGCCCAGAGCCAGCUUCAUUGAGCAGCUGUGCUACAGCUGCCGGGUGAACAUGAAGGACGUGCCCUUCCUGGAGCCCCUUCCUCCCUACAUCCUGACAGAGGCCCAGUGCCGGAGGCAGAGAAUUGGGGAAAUAAAGCCUGUGGCCACAGGGGGCUGUGGCUUCCUGCUGGGGACCCUGACCCAGAUCAGACCAUCAGGAGUUCCCCUGCCCAGCUCUUGGCCCACAAGCUCGGGGAGAGCAGGUCCCAGGGAAGGGGCCUCUUGGGUGGCCUGGGUAAAGCAGGAGAUCCAAGAAUUCUUGUUUGAGGAGAGCGAAGGGGAAGAUCCAGAUGGGAACUGAACGGACCGAGUGGGCCGGAGGCCAGGACCCUGUUUUGGAACUCUGGGAGGCCAGAGGCCACCCCCGGGCUCGCCAUCCCCGGCCCGACGCCUUAGGGACCCUUCCUGAUCUCGGCCCUGUUGGGGCCGGCCUCCCCCCUCCACACGAGGCCUUGCCCCUGAGGGCCCCCUGCUGCUGCUGACAAGUGCUCCUGGGCCCAGCGGCUGGGGGGCCGUGGGCGUCCACCCUGACCCGCGCCCCCAUCCCAGCAGCUCGGGGUGCAUCAGCUAAGAGAGCGAAGGAAACAAGCCAGGAGGCGAGGCCGCAACUCGCUGUUUAAUCGUCCGUCUGUAUAAAUAAAUCGUUUUUAAUUAGAAAA
This is a messenger RNA of Sarcophilus harrisii (Tasmanian devil), 2299 nucleotides long. RefSeq names its product cytosolic thiouridylase subunit 2 (gene CTU2). The coding region runs from base 229 to 1941 and encodes 570 amino acids. The transcript has 16 exons. NCBI's taxonomy places the organism in Eukaryota, Metazoa, Chordata, Mammalia, Dasyuromorphia, Dasyuridae. Gene Ontology annotation, molecular function: tRNA binding; sulfurtransferase activity. The record is from RefSeq and is a predicted model, not a curated record. Gene Ontology annotation, cellular component: cytosol. Gene Ontology annotation, biological process: tRNA wobble position uridine thiolation.